AUGGAACCUUCUGAACCCCGCAAAAUCGCCAUUGUAGGUGGCGGCCUCACAGGAAUCACCUCUUUCUGGGCCCUACAGAGCUCCUGUCAUGAUGUUCACUUAUUCGAAGCCUCGGCGGCACUGGGUGGGCAUAUGAAGUCUUGGCUGUUUGAGAGUCGUGGCAACCAAGUCCAAGUUGAUCAAGAGUUGCCAACGUUUAACCCCGAGGCUUGUCCCAACCUUGUUUCACUAUUGUACCACCUGGGGAUACCUACAACAGCGGUACCUUUCUCAUUCGGCGUAUUAGACGAUACUUCCAUCUUCAAGUGGCAUAUAAGUAUCGUGAAAAGUAUUCUUCUUAGCCCACAGAUACUGUGCAAGCUGAAGACUUACCGGCUCCUACUCGAUGUCGUCAGCCUGAGGUAUCUUGGUGCGGACGUUCUGGCCCACCCGGCUACUGAGCUUGCGAGUGCUCAAGAUUUGGCGGAUAUCUACCUGGCGGAAAAAAGCUACUCUAACAAUUUUCGAGACCGAUAUCUUACCCCAUUGCUUUCGAUGCUCUGGCGAACAAAUGCUGGAAGAUAUCUGCCGCAUAUCCCCAUCAAGGCACUGGCUCGAUCUCUGAAUGACCAUCAAAUCCUAUCCACAUGCGAAACAGUACCAAAAUGGCGACGGAUUGAUCCUGGAGUUAGGUACCUGAUAGAAGCCAUGAUCAAACAUCUACCCCAUGAAAAGCUCCAUCUUCGGACAAAGGUGCAAGAGGUAAUUCGACGUCCCAAGGCCCAAUAUGACCUUGUUACAUCCGGCGGUAAACAGUCACAUUUCGAGGAUUUCGAUCAUAUCAUCUUUACAGUGGAUGGACCUGAAAUACUUCAACUUUUAGGUUCUAAAGUGAAUGCCGAGGAGAGAGAUAUCCUCCGGGGCCUCGGUGUCGCAAGAAACAUUGCAAUUCUACAUUCAGACAAGCCUUCAACCAGCGACAGUGCCGUACCUGGUCACAAUUAUAUUAUGGCAUCUCGCAAUUUCCGAGGACCAGAGUUCAGUCCUCCCAUGUCUUGCCUAAGAUACGAUAUCAACAUCCUUCAAGAUGUUCCAAUUUCGCGAUUUGGUGAUGUACUCAUAACGCUGAACCCGCUCUCACCGCCUCACCCUAGCUUUGUGCAGGGAGUGUGGGAGUUUACUGAACCUGAACCAACCGCUGAAUCGCUUGGCGCACAGUCGCGCCUCCCCUCGAUCCAGAAUACACGAGGUCUAAGCUACGGCUUCUGCUGGACAGGCCGCGGCCUCCUGGAGGACGCGAUUACUUCUGGCCUGAGAAUGGCCGUUGAGGAUCUCGGUGCCACUAUCCCGUUCAACAUCGCUUUUCACUCGGAGCCCCUAGCUUCAACUGACUAUUCAAAGCAGCGUCCCGGGAUCAGAGUCCAUCUUAUUAAGACUGUACUGCAGGCGAUUCGUCUCUUGGUUGUUGUAUUGGAGAUUUUAUUGUUAUUGCUGCGUCGUGUUCACACACCCGCAUCCAAGAUUAGGGCUCGUCUGAGUUUCUUCAGGAUCUUGAGAUCCCCUUAA
This is a messenger RNA of Aspergillus calidoustus, 1545 nucleotides long. The record is from the annotation of a GenBank genome assembly. Lineage: Eukaryota; Fungi; Ascomycota; Eurotiomycetes; Eurotiales; Aspergillaceae.